AUGGCAUAUGGGGCACAUCUUGCCAAUGAUGAUAAUCCAUACCAUCCUUUUAAUUCCCAAAUCGAAUGGGAGGUUGCGAGAUGGGCGAAAGUUCGCGGAGCAACGUCUACAGCAUUUACGGACCUGCUCUCCAUUGAUGGAGUUAGUGAACAUUUAGGGUUGUCAUUCAAGAACACCAAUGAACUGAACAAGAUUAUCGACCACGAACUUCCAACUGGACGCCCCAAGUUCCAACAGGAGCAGGUCGUUGUUGCAGGAGAAUCAUUUGAUGUGUAUUACCGCGACAUCAUUGAAUGCAUCAAGUCACUGUAUGGCGAUCCCGACUUCGCAAGAUACCUUACGUUCGCGCCGGAGCACCAUUACACUGACGAAGAUCAGACUGUUCGUCUGUUUCAUGACAUGCAUACUGGAAAGUGGUGGUGGAACACGCAGAAAAAACUUGAUCAGCAUUGUCCGGGUGGGACCAUCAUUCCGAUUAUCAUCUCAACGGACAAAAUGCAAGUCACUAUGUUUCGCAACAAGUCCGCAUACCCAGUGUAUCUCACCAUUGGUAAUAUCCCGAAGGAAAUUCGCUUCACUGCCGUCGGUCUAUCGCCAACCUAUAUCACUGCUUGCCUGAGUCAUGUGCUUGCUCCUUUGCAACAUGCUGGAUUAGAGGGCAUCAAUAUGCGCACUGGAGAUGGUGCUCUUCGCCGCUGCCACCCUUUAUUUGCGAGUUUUGUUGGUGAUUAUCCAGAGCAACUUCUCUGCAACAGGAAUCAAGACGACACAGAAAGCAAUACAGUACAACUUCACCUACGAAAAAUAGGUGAGGUGCUGGAUGCACUCGCGGCACUCGAUCAAGGAAAUCUUGCCUUUGUUCGCGCAUGUGCCGUGGUAGGAAUCAAACCUGUGAUACAUCCUUUCUGGGAGAAACUCCCGUUCGCGAACAUCUUUCAGAGUGUCACACCUGAUGUGUUGCAUCAGCUAUAUCAGGGCUUGGUGAAACACCUUUUGGCAUGGUUAGAGGCCGCUUGUGGAGCCACGGAAAUCGAUGCUCAUUGUCAACGGCUUCCUCCCAACCAUCACAUUCGAUUAUUCACCAAAGGUAUCACCACCUUAUCGCGUGUAAGCGGCACCAAACAUGCGCAGAUAUGCCGCUUCCUCCUCGGCAUCAUAAUUGACAUUCGUCUGCCCAACAAUCUCAAUGCAGGUCGCCUUCUACGAGCUGUAUGGGGGCUACUUGACUUCGUGUACCUCGCGCAAUACCCUUGCCAUAGUACCGAGACCCUUCAGUUACUGGACGAGGCGCUAGACCUUUUUCAUGAGAACAAGCUCAUUUUCAUCGAUCUUGGGAUUCGAACCAAUUUUAAUCUACCGAAGUUGCAUGCUGCUCGUCACUAUCCUCGGAUGAUCAUGCAGUUCGGCUCAACUGACAAUUAUAACACAGAGUACACAGAACGGCUCCAUAUCGACUUGGCGAAAGAUGCCUACCGCGCUAUGAAUCACAAGGAUGAACAUCAAAAAUAUGUUAGUUGGCGACUUGCUGGUAGCCACGAGUUGGAUCCUUACCAUUCACGCCCACCAGAUAUGACAUUCAGUCGUAAACAAGUCAUGGUGAAACACCCCAGCGCAAAGUCCGUCAGCCUCGAAAUGCUGGCUACAGAUUAUGGUGCUACUCAUUUUCGAGAUGCCCUUGCACGCUAUAUUGCUCAGCAGAGUCGAGGAAAUGAUCCCACACCACUUCAUGGUCACGCACUCGAUGUCAAGUGGUGCUUGGUUGAUGCCCGCGGCCAUGGCGAUGCACACAUUACUUUGGACAGUGUCCAUGCAAAACCACAACGCAAGUUUGGCUCUCGUGUCGUUGCUCACCGAUCCGAUACAGCUCUAGUGAGGCUGGGUGCCAAUUCGAAGGAUCUUCGAGAAUUCCAUGUCGGUCAAGUUCGAGUCAUUUUCACCUUACCACCCAAGUCCAUCCCACUGCUCUUCCCACCAACAAUCCGUCUUCCUACUCACCUUGCAUAUGUCGAGUGGUUCACACCAUUUUCGCCAGCUCCAGACCGCAAUAGCAGACUAUAUAAAGUCUCGCGUUCACUGCGCGAUGGUGACACCAUGGCUAGUAUUGUGUCGAUUGCUGACAUUGAGCGCAGUGUUCAUCUUAUACCGAGGUUCAUACUCGAGGACUGUGACACCUUCUGGUUGAACUCGUACAUAGAUAGAUAUACUUUUUCAAUGUUCAGAUAA
Molecule: messenger RNA, 2223 nt
Organism: Suillus bovinus
Lineage: Eukaryota; Fungi; Basidiomycota; Agaricomycetes; Boletales; Suillaceae
Exons: 9
Coding region: 1-2223 (740 amino acids)
Source: RefSeq, a predicted model, not a curated record